This is a messenger RNA of Argentina anserina (silverweed cinquefoil), 1456 nucleotides long. RefSeq lists its product as uncharacterized. Bases 437 to 1378 code for a protein of 313 amino acids. Lineage: Eukaryota; Viridiplantae; Streptophyta; Magnoliopsida; Rosales; Rosaceae. The record is from RefSeq and is a predicted model, not a curated record. The transcript has 2 exons.
AGAUCACUAAUAAUUCAUCACGCCACCAGGAACCACUCAACAACACGAGUACGCGACCCUAAACUUACCGGCCAACUCUCCAAAUCAAUAACCCUUUCUUCUCCUGGCUACCUUCUUCGUCUAAUUCCAGAGAGGCCGAUUGAGGAAUUGCAAGCUUCAGAGCUAAACCUAACGGCGGACGAGAGACGAUCGACGAUGAUGACGGAAAGCUCGUCGUCCACAACUCCUUUGCUUUUCCGCAACCUUAUAACUUCCCUGUUCAUUUUGGCGGAGGCUUCCAUAUCAAGCUUGGCCCAAAAGCACAAAGCCCUAGAACUCGUACGCUACGUUUUCGCCUCUUCAUUUCUCAUCCAAGAAUAGGUCGGCCAAGAAUUACGAACCCUCAUCCUAUUCCACCUUGUACGAGGCUAACUGUCGAAGUAGAAAUCACAAGUAUAUGCCCGCUGCUAACGGUGGGGACGACGGUGGCAGCGAUACGGCUAUAGCUCGAGCACUUUCGCAGCUACUGUCGAUCGUCAAUGAUAUCCCGGUGAGCUCCCGCAAGUACCAAGUUGUUCAAUCUUUAGCAGAGAACGUCAUCCAUGACAACCAGCGGGAGGACGUGGAGUCUUUGCGUCAAGUGAAUCGUACGGUUCUGUCGACAGCUUUUUCGAGGACUCUAAGCCAGCUUGUAGCCGCCGCUACUCUUGAACAACAGCAGCACGGCGGUGGAGGCGGCGGCGACAUUGCUGGUUUGGAUCCUGGUCAUCAACAUCAUCAUUGGGUAGUAAGGGCAGUUCGGUCCGUUGCGGAUGUGGUGUGGACAAAGAGGGUGAGCAGCAGCGGGUCGAGGAGCUCGGCGGAGAAGCUAGCGGCGGAGCUGCUGUGGUUGGCUGAGACGUUGGCGAGUUGUGGCUUUUGUGAAGAGUCUGUGAGGAGAUGGGCAUCCGCCUGUACAUUGGCUCGCCUCUCUCUUUCAGCUGAGCCCCGCCUGCAAGCCUCCUUAGUCAAGCUUUCAGCAUUGUUGUUAAAGUAUGCCAAAGACAUGGGAGUAAAUGAAGAUAGUGCUGAUGAUAAUGUGAGCAAGAAAGAGCAGCUAAAAAGAAACGAAGAAAAGAUGCAGAUGCAGAUGUUGAUAUUGUGGAUUCCAUUGUUGUGCAUAGCCCCCAAUGGAACUGAUGCGCCCGUUUUGAGCGUCGGCGAAAGGGCUGAGCUUGAGAGAGUAAUGGCAGAGACCAUAGAAAUGCUGGAAGUAGAAGAUCAAGAGCGAGUUCUAUCCUUGUGGCUCCACCACUUCACAUAUUGCUCCUCUUCUGAUUGGCCCAAUCUACAUGCCUCGUAUGCUCGCUGGUGUAACGCUUCUCGCAAGCACUUGCUAAAUCACAAUCAUAAUUUAUAGCUUUAUUAUUGUUACAUACUGUACUAAUAUUGGCGCGCACAAGUCUGUUGUAUAAAUUAACAAGCUUUGAAAUAGUUA